UCUAUGAUCUAGUGCUGACCGUCUUCCAGGGAUCUUUACUGUUUGGAGGGCGGAAAGUUAACAUCCGGUAUAGUUCAGUGCGGUCAAAGCGCGGUAAGGCCGGUGGCAAUGUAAAGGGAAAAAUACUUCAUUAUAUGCUGUAUAAUAUUGGAGGUUUAGAACAACAGGAUGCCAAGAAGAAAAGUCUUCUAUGAAGUGUGUGACAGGAUCCAGCCAGUCCCCACUAGAAUAUUCAGCCUUCUACUGGUGCUUCUGCAGGGCGCUCUUCUAGACGCCUUCCUCUUCCUCCACUAUGGGGGGAACUGGUACUGGUGGUUUGUGGCCGAUCUCGGCACGGCCACUGUGUUCAUUGCAGCAUUUGUGGUGGCUGGGAAGUACUAUAAGAGGACUAAACAUAACAAGAUGGAGCCAGAGUCACAUUUGAUCCAAGGGCGUGUUCUGGGUCUCCUCCCCCUGGGGUACAUAGCCUGGUUCACUUACUCUGGGCUCAUGGUCCCCCGUGUUGCCCUAAUCUUCAAACAUAUAGCCGCAGGGCUGGAUGAAAAAGACAUCCUUGGUCCAAACUUUCUGAAAACAGCUCUGGCAUUGACUGCUCCGAUUUUCCUGCUCAUGGUGCUGAGUCAGCACAAUAAGAAACAGACGCAGGAGAGAAAACAUUAUAUAGAGACCUUGGUGAAUGUGGUGCCGUUUGAUAUCCUAGACAGUGUUGAGUUUCUGGAGAUAUUGUUUGUGCAGGAGUCAAGGCUUGUUUUGCCAUUCACUUUGGAGGAUUUUAUCAUAGCUUUUCCCUGCAUUAAUCUCAUUAUCCCAGGUUUUUGCUUUGUAGUCCUGAGUCAGAGUUUCUAUGGAGAGCGUCCGUUGUCCAGAGGAUUCCAGUUCAUAUACACUUUAUCCCACAUACUUCUGGUCAAUGUGCCCUUCUUAACCAUCCGCAUGUACCUAUGGCACCUGCUGAGCCAGGACAUCUCCGUCUUCCUCAUCAAGAACAUUAUGAUGAUCUGCCUUGGGGUCAAUGACCUGUAUGAACUGUGUGGUGAGAGUGAUGAUGAUGGUGUAGAUGGCGCCGGUGCUGAUGGGGAGCCAGGAGAAGCCAUGGAGUUACAAGACAGGCCACCCAGCAGGGUUGUUCCAAUAGAAGAUGGUGAACAUGGUGAUGAUGAGGAACAGCCUCACACAGUUUUUAUAUAAUGCUGGUCAUGUCUGUGCUCUGUCUAGGUCUGUUUAUUUGAGACUUGUUUUAUAGGAAACUAUAUUCAUAGGAGUGAAUAUUUUACUGGAGAAAAGGUUCUGAUAAGACUUCCCCAUUGAUCUCAGAUUGUAUUUAUUUUUACUAGUUGGUGCUGUUUUGUCUGUCAGAUGAAAGUGGCACAUGUACUUACAGACGCUGUAAUGCAAGGAUUUGAUACACCUCCUUGAAUAUCAACAAACAUCUUAAGCCCAUUUAAAAAAAUUUUUAAAAUAUGUUUUGUUCAUGGUUUGGAUCAGCAUUUGAAUUGCAAUAUUUCCUUCAGUAUGAAUUUUGUGUUUGUGUUUUAAUUUGAUUUAUUAAGACAUUAAUUUGUCCUUGAAUGCGGAAAGUUUUGUUUCCUAUUUGAUAACAUUUUCAUUUUUGGUUUUACAUUUAGCAUGUGUUUUCAGUUUUGAUUUGGCUUUUGAACUUUGUUUAUUAUUAUUAUUUGCAAAACAUUCAGUCAUUCACAUGACUAUUUAUCAUAUUGUGAGAGCAAGCAAAGAAGAACAAUAUGUGUGGUUUUUCUAGUUCAGAGAGUAUGCAUAGUGUUGGAUUUUAUUACCAUAUUUCAUAUAAGUAAUACAGUACCUGUAGAUCUAGGCAUUGCAUGGUCGUAGGAUUUUUUCUUUGUAUAUACACGUAUAUAAAUAUAUAUUUUUGGUCAGAAGUGAUUUUUGGCCUUUAUAGCAAGGUGAAAAUGGAACGCAACGACUCUAGCUUUGUAUAUUUAAUUUUUUUUCAUGUUUAGUGCUUAGCAGGAUGCUGUUAUUUUGGUGAAAUACUCGAUGUAAUAAUGUGAAGUAAUAUUUUGCCGAUGGUCACAAGUUUACACGUAACGUAAUACAAUGGUGCUUUGUGAAAAUUUUAUACCAAAGUUUUCUAGUACGUGAAGUGUUUUUUGACAAUCUUAAAUAAAAUAUAUUUAAAAUA
Molecule: messenger RNA, 2161 nt
Organism: Lingula anatina
Lineage: Eukaryota; Metazoa; Brachiopoda; Lingulata; Lingulida; Lingulidae
Source: RefSeq, a predicted model, not a curated record